Messenger RNA from Trypanosoma conorhini, 1842 nucleotides. RefSeq lists its product as uncharacterized. The transcript has a single exon. NCBI's taxonomy places the organism in Eukaryota, Euglenozoa, Kinetoplastea, Trypanosomatida, Trypanosomatidae. Bases 1 to 1842 code for a protein of 613 amino acids. The record is from RefSeq and is a predicted model, not a curated record.
AUGCGGCGGGGUCUCUCCGCCUGCGGUCUGCUUGCCCGCGUUGCCGCCACUCACCGCUGCGCCGCGCGGCGUGUUCCGCCGCCGCUGCCGCCAGGAGCCCGUGGCACACCGCCGCGUAUCGCCGCCUCCGGCCGAUUACCGCCACCCCCGCCGUUACCGGGCGCCGUUGCCGCCUCUGCCAGCGCCGCCCUGCCGUGGAAGUCGCCGCAGGAGGUGUUGUCGGCAUUCAUUGAGUUUAUUCCCACCUUCUACGUGCCCAUCCACUGCGUGGCGGCGGUCCUGUCGGAGGAGUGCCGCAGACACUUUAUUGGACGCGGUCGCUUUCUCUCCUUCCUCAAGCGCUACCGCUUCUUCUUUGACUUGCGCGUCCUCGACGGGGUCCGCUGCGACGUGAAGCUGCGCGACGACUUGAGCCACCCCCGCCGCGGCGCCGCGGACGAGAAGUUCGUGAUGACGGACGUGGGCGACGUCAUCAACUACGUCGCCAACCCGGAGUUCAUCGUCUCCAUCGAGUCGAUUGAGCAGGGAAACGCGAGCGUGGCGCUGAAGCCGGCGUGCGCCCCGCCUGCCGUGCAUGUGCGGCUGGAGGAGAAGGUGCCGGUGCUGGAGCGCCUCAAGGCGCUUGUCCCGGAAGAGUUCGCGUUGCUCGAUCACGUGGAGGAGGGUGUGCCGGAGGAUGUCUUGUUUCACCCGUACUUUGACUGCCAGGGCGGCCUCAUCUCCAUCGCGUCAAAGUUCCCGGAGUUCUUUCAGGUGGUGGACGGCAUGAUUCGCCGCCGACCGCCGCACCUCGCCCCGCUUGCGCUUAAUGACUACACGCUGGAGGAGUCGCCGAUUCCCGCCGUCGCGGCGCUGGUGGCGAAGGAGGUGUGCGACAGCGACAUCCCCCACUGGGUGAGCAUCACUUCUCUCUACGAGCAGCUCACGCGGGAGCAGAAGCGGCAGAUUAAGCGGGAGUACAAGAGUUUCGCAGGGUUUCUGCGCUCGCACGGGCGUUCCCUGUCGCUCUCGCAGGACAUGCUGCAGGUGGCAAAAUGGAUCCCCCAGGCGCGCAAAGCCGCACCCGCGACGACGUCUCUCGCUGCCGCGAACGCGGCGGAGGGAAGGGCAGGAACCGUAGGCGGCGAGGGGGACAGCAGCGGCGUUGCGGCGGCGCCAGCGGCAGCAAACGCACAGGCGUCUGGCGUGCCUAUUCAGUACGCGUACACGCAUACACAUAUCAUCAAUGAACUCUUUGACAAGUUUCCACCGCAUCGCACGCUGAAUUUGGAGGAGUUGCUUGACCUUGUCUCCCCCGCCAUGCGUCCCUCACUGCCGAAGAAGGUGCUGGCGUGGAUUGCCUCGUACCCGUCCUACUUCAUCGUGGACGAUGCCGCAGAGAAGGAUCCUCGUAAGGCCCGCAUUCGACGCGCCUCGGAUCGCCAGCCGCUGGAUGUGGCUCUAGAGCUGUACCAAUGCAUCCCCGAGGAAGGCAUCUCUGAGGCGGCCCUGCUCACGAAGCUGCCGGAGGUGCACCGGGAGUACGUGAAGCGGAUAGGGCUGCGGCACAUUGUGAACUCGCUCUCCGAGUGGCUCAUCCUCACGGAGGCGGCAGGCGGUGGCGCAGCGGGGGAGGCGAAUACCCCGCUGCUGCGACGGCUGCAGACGGAGGUGGACCUCGAGCGCGCCAUCCACUCGGAGGAGUCCAAAGUGGCCGGCGGCGACGAGAGGCCGGCGCAGGUGCCGCUCGAGGACGCGGAGCUGCAGCAGCGGUGGCCGAAGUUAAAAUACGAGGGGAGCAUGAUCCAGCCGCCGCCACACACGGCGCGACCACGCCUGCGACGCGACCGUGGCGACGCCUAG